Molecule: messenger RNA, 345 nt
Organism: Haemonchus placei
Lineage: Eukaryota; Metazoa; Nematoda; Chromadorea; Rhabditida; Trichostrongylidae
Source: the annotation of a GenBank genome assembly
AUGUUUUUUAUCUUCCCUGGACACUCGAGAGGAGAGAUUGGCAAGAAUAUGUAUCCUUUUUUUGUCAACCCCACACCGCCACCACAUCCAAUCGUCUACAGUACGACACCAGUCUCCAGCGUGCCUGCCGUUGCUCAACCACCAGACGAUGAAUCGGACGGAGAACCUGCAUCAACUACAGCGACAUCGCUUUCUAGGCAUCCACAACAUGCAGCUCCCGUUCAAGGAACACCAAUUUGCUACCCACCUUAUCCAAUGGGUAUGCAACCCUAUCCACAGCAUAUGGUCGUACCAGCACCUGUAAAUCUUACUCCCAAACCUAGUUUAUUCCCUCGUUUUUACUAG